Molecule: messenger RNA, 2307 nt
Organism: Symbiodinium pilosum
Lineage: Eukaryota; Dinophyceae; Suessiales; Symbiodiniaceae
Source: the annotation of a GenBank genome assembly
AUGUCCCGCGCCAACAAUGCCAAGUUCAAAGCCCUGGAGCGGAUCAGCGACGGCAAGGAUGCCAGAUCGUCCCUUCAGAUUUGCAUCCAGGAUCUCAACCAACAACAGGUGGCCAAAGUGUACCUGCGCAUGGUGGAGCAUUUGGAUGAGUCGCUGAGUCAGGUGGACAUCUCUGAAAAGGUGACCCCGUUUGUUGAGACAACGAUUCCGGCAGAGAUCGACAAGCAGGUUCGCUUCGUGCUGGAUGAACAGCGUCCCAAGAGCAGUGCUCAGAGACUUUUCGACACCAUCCGACGCAAGAAGAACAGCAUUAAGCGGACCGAGGUGAGACAACGGCUCACACUGAAGAGGGCGUACGAGCCGGAGGGGUUGAUGGCCUUCCUGGAAGACGUUGGUCUCAUUGACAAGUCUGCAGCAAAGAAGAAGGCCAUGCAUUACACCGCUUUCUACAACCGUGUGGAGCGAGGAGUCCACAGCUGGAGGCGGGAAGAUGACGAUGGCACGGAGUCCAAGGAGUUGGUCGUUGACUCAGCAGAUGUUGAAGACUUCGUCCGCGAGCUGGUUCAUGGACAGAUUUGGUGGGGUGCAAUGGAAGAGAUCCUCAGGAACAUUGGUUUUCCUCUUGCCUCCGAGAAGAACAAAUCCGAAUCCAACCUCCUGACAAGGGAUCAGGUUAUGCUCCAGUUUGAGAUGGCUGCGGCCAAGGACGGUAUGCUCCCGAAGGAUAAGUUCUUGGACUUCUUGCGGAAGGUGUCCAUGGCAGAUGUAGCGGACGGCGCAGCCGGGCGUCUUUGGAAAGCCCAGAUGGUGAUGCUUUUGCAGCAUCUCAACAUCUGCGGCUUUGUGGGCAAGUCCCUGGACAAGGCGGAGAAAGAUGCAGAUGUGGCAGAUGAUGGUCUCCGCGAGAUGGGUGCGCAGAAGUGGCCCGGCUGGCUCGAGCAAGCUUGGGAGAAGGUGGCUCCUAAAAUCUCAGAGCAGAGUGAUGCCCGGCCGUUUGUGCCUCGUACCCAGAUCUAUAAGUUCGUCAAGUCGGUAGCCUUCUCCGCGGAAGAGAAGAGCCGUGACAAGAGCGAGGAGUGGAAGGCGAUGAGGGUCGUGGACGAGGAGUAUGACACCUGGCGACUUCAGAAGGAUGAGAGCGAUCAUGCACGAAAAUACUACCUGUGGGUGAAUCGCGGAAAGAGCGUUCAGAGGCUUCGGGGAAUCUGGCACGAAGUUUUCCUUGACAUCCUCAGCAAGAUGGGAAGCCCAGUGCAGGAUGCGAAGCAGGGGUUGCUUCUCUUCCAGGAGGCUUUGAGGCAGCAGAGCAGAGUCACAAGCAGUUCUGUGGUGGAGGAAUUCGAGGGUCUGCUGUCCGUGGACUUCCUGGUGAACAUCUGGAUGCAGAAAGCACUUGUGGAGAACACGGAUGAAGUCUCCCUGCAGAUCUUCAAGGAUGCCUUGGACAAGGCAGAGUUCACGCUCCCCACAUCAUCAGUUGAAGCGCUCUGGUACGCUGCAGACAAGACAAAGUGCACCCACCCGUCCUUGCGCCAGGUGAAGGACCUCGAGGAUCGGCUGGUGAUGUAUCUGGCCAGCGGAAUGUUCUUCGAGUCGGUCCGCACGCUGAUCACGAAUGAGCUGCAGGUGCCCACGCUGCACUCGCUGGACCCCAAGGAGAUCAAAGCGGCGUUCAAGCAGGUGGAUGAGAAGACGGGCUGCUGCGGCAUCAUUGACCCUCAUGAGGUCCAAGCAUCCUUCCAGCAGCUCCACAUGAAUCUGGAUGCAGAAGCUAUCCAAGAUGCCUUCAUGAUGGACGCAUCAGCGAAUGUGUUCGUGAAAGGGAACCUUUGUGGUCUCUAUGGCCCUCGGCUCUAUUCCAUGCAAUUGGCAAGCAACUCACAGUACAUCACAGUACAGGAGUUCCUGAGCUUGAUUGACAAGCUGGUGGACCAAGUCAUCCCAGAAGCCAUCUUCGAGUACAUGGGCUUGUUGCGGCACCAGAUGCUUGCCUGCCGUUGCAACGUUGUUUCCCUGAACGCCUUCCAUGUGAACGUGGGAUUGGCCUUGCUUGGGCUCCGAAAUGACAACUCCCCGGAGUAUAUGGAGAAGCAGUACAACAUUGCCAGGGUUGUGAUUGGGUUCGGAGGGGCCUUGAAGGGAGUUUCCAUACUGAGCGCCCCACCAGACGACCAAGACCUCAAGUCGAGCGGUGCUUCAAACAUGUUUGGGGCGAAGGGCCGCUUUGCGGCCAGGCGUGGCGGCGGCGGCGGUGGCAUGCUUGGAAAGGAGGAGGAAGAGGAGGAUGAUGCCGGUGGUGACCUUUGA